UCAUCCGUGUUGUUGUUGAUCGGGUGCCGAUCACAUGGUAGGAUUUUGCGCAUGCGCGAGCUGUUAAUGGCUGAUGGAGAGAAGAUGCCCACUGCCUCCAUCCCCGUGUAGCGCAGGAGAGCUCCAGCCCGCUCCCGUUUGGCGCGCAUUGCGCAGACUGCCGUUUUUCCGCACAGCUGCAGGCCGCAGUCCGACACGAGAGGCCCGAUGUCCGUGGCUAACGCUAAACACACGGUUCUGAAUCCGGUGAUCCCAUACACUGGACCCAUACCUGGUGGCCUGCACCCCGGGGAGAUCAUCAUCGUCCAGGGCACCGUCCCCCCCGAUGCUGACAGGUUUCAGAUCGACCUGUCGAGUGGCUGCAGCACCAAACCACGCUCUGACGUCGCCCUCCACUUCAGCCCUCGCUUCAAGGGCUCGCCCUGUGUGGUGUGCAACUCCCUGCUGCAGGAGAGCUGGGGCAGAGAGGAGACGCUCCACCAGCUGCCCUACAAGCGCGGCGCCCCCUUCGAGACGAUCAUCCUGGUGCAUGAAGACGCCUUCAAGGUGGCGGUAAAUGGAGCGCACCUGCUGGAAUACAAGCACAGAAUUCCUCUGAACAGGGUUGACACCUUCUCCAUCUGUGGGAAAGUCAGGGUGAACGCUAUCGGCUACAUCCCAAACUCAGCAAUAUUCUCAGAAUCAGGGGACCUGAGCCUCCCUUACAAAGGCAGCAUCCUCAAAGGCCUGAGCCCAGGACAGCACAUCACAAUCAAAGGGCAGGUCAGCAUGUAUCCUCACAGUUUUACCGUGAACCUCCGGAACAGCCGGACGGAGAACAUCGCUCUCCACCUGAACCCCCGCAUGAAGUCCAGCGUGUUCAUCAGGAACUCGUACCUGGGUGAGUCCUGGGGUCAGGAGGAGCGGGAGCUGCCCUUCUUUCCAUUCUCCUCAGGAGAAUACUUUGAGAUCCUUCUCCUCUGUCAGCCACAUCGGUUCAAGCUGGCGGUGAACGGCUCGCACCUGUUCGAGUUCAGACACCGGGUGCAGGACCUGAGCAGCAUCGACCAGCUGGAGAUCAUGGGAGACCUGGAGCUCACCGACGUCAAGCUGUGGUGACUCGCACGGAAACCGGCGUCUCCGAUGCUCCUGGGUUCUGGUUAUCGUGCUAAAUUAGCUUAGCCACAGCAACCUGGGCAUGGAUGGUUCUAAGCUAGUCUGGCACGGAGGCCGUGGACGGGUCUUAAAUGAACGGUUUCCAGCUGAGACUGGAUGAUGCAUGACGGUAAGCCGUGCUGCAGCUGACUGUGGUGUCCCUGGACCGUUUCUUUUCUUGUCUCUAGUGCAUCUCUGCUGUGAUACAGCCUGUGUAACUAAACCCGGAAAUAAAUGUGAAUGUUAAGAAGCUCUCGA
Molecule: messenger RNA, 1392 nt
Organism: Pundamilia nyererei
Lineage: Eukaryota; Metazoa; Chordata; Actinopteri; Cichliformes; Cichlidae
Gene: lgals8b
Product: galectin 8b
Exons: 8
Coding region: 208-1098 (296 amino acids)
Cellular component (GO): cytoplasm
Molecular function (GO): carbohydrate binding
Source: RefSeq, a predicted model, not a curated record